UAUAAAAAUGGCGUGGCAGUCGGCCCUCGUUGUCUUCAUUCUCGUUGUUGCAAUAGACCACAGCCAUGCGAAUCAUGGGUACCCCUCUCACGCACAUAUGGAAAGGUUUUUGUCACGUGAUGAAGCCACCAGAGUGAUGUUUGAGUCCCUGUUGGACAGACUCGAGAGACAGGAAGUAGCCUUUCGUCAAUUACAGACAAUGGUGGCGGAAACUUCAAAGGAAACAAGCACUAAAAACCAGCAAAUCGAGCAUCUAGAAAGUGUAUUGUGUGAAGUGAUGGACAAAUUAAGAGAGAAAGAUGGCCAGAUAAACAGAUUGGAGAACCAACUGCAAGAAAUCAAGAGGGAACUUAAAGCACAACGGCAUGACCAAGUACCUCCCGGCAAAGCCGUUUUAAAACAUAUGAAGUCAAGAGCAAAUUUUAAAAUUCAGCAAAUUGGCAAAACCGAUGACGGUACACAUGAAGAAACUUCCACAACAGAUGACUCUAAGCCAAAGGUGGACAAGAGACAGCUACACAUAUGUAAACGAGAUGUUGCCUCUGUGGCUUUCAGUGUGGCCCUGCAGAACAACAUCAACGUUCACGACCACGAGACGAUGGUGUUUGGUCACGUGAUAUUGGAUGAAGGCAGCGGGUACAAGAGUGGUGACGGUAUAUAUACAGCCCCACAGAGCGGUGUGUAUGUCUUUACUUGGUCUAUAACUGCUGGUACCCACUCCGGUGGACACGACGUCUACACCAACUUAGUGGUCAAUGGAACGCCAGUUGGUGGCAUCGAUUCAGACUCGGAUGCCUCCAACUCAGGAAGUUCAACUGGUGUGGUCGUUACAUAUGUUGAUUACGGGGACCAUAUUUUCAUACGGACAGGCUCCACAGGUUCAAUCAUUAGUAGCCAAUCUGCAAAGUCGACCUUUUCUGGUUGGCUUUUGUUCUAAAUACAACUUGUACUCAUUUUUUUUUUACAUUUCCAUUAAAUUCCAAGAUAACUGUUCAGUGAUAAAUUGUCUAUUGUGUACAACAAGUAUUUUGUGCAGUUAUGUUUAAUGUGAAUGUUUGAUUUUAAAAAUGAAUUCAUGCCAAAAUAUAUUGGAAUUAUAAUUUAAUUUGUUUUCUUUGCCGUCCUGUAAAUCGUGAGAAGUCGAUUUCUUUCUAUUUGGCGGGGCAAAAUUAGAUGUUGGUCCUAAAUCUUUGUCGGUGCAACUUCUACUCUAGAUUUUGGUACACGAAAUUGUCUACAGAUGCGUACGGCAAACACUUUCAUGAAAGUGUUGGUUUGUUUGUUUUUUACGUCCUGUUAACAGCUACGGUCAUUUAAGG
Messenger RNA from Mizuhopecten yessoensis (Yesso scallop), 1319 nucleotides. RefSeq lists its product as uncharacterized. The transcript has 3 exons. Gene Ontology annotation, molecular function: protein binding. NCBI's taxonomy places the organism in Eukaryota, Metazoa, Mollusca, Bivalvia, Pectinida, Pectinidae. The record is from RefSeq and is a predicted model, not a curated record. The coding region runs from base 8 to 937 and encodes 309 amino acids.